GAAAUAGGCGCGAAACCCUCCUACGCGGGCCUUUCAAAAAUCAGCGCACUUACAACCAAGUUUCAUAUUGCGUUCGGUCGCGCGCCUUUCGCCUCACAUCGCGUAAAUACGUUCGAUAAUUAAAUUUAUUUCUAUCGCUUAUUGAUUUCAUUGAAUAAUUGUUUUAUCUCUGUAAAAAAAGUAAAUAAAAAUGUAUAAAGUUAGUGCGCUUCUGUGGUGUUUAUACGUUUUCAGCGUUCAAUUAAGUGAUAGUGUUAUAUCGGCUGAGACUGAAACAAGAUGUCGAAACCCUCCAACUGCGCCACAAAAAAUAGAAAGAGUGAUAACACUUUGCCAGGAUGAAAUCAAAGUCUCUAUCUUAAGAGAGGCUCUUGAUGUGAUAAAGGAAGAGCACACGAUGCCAGCAGAAAGGCGGCGAAACAAACGUGAAGUACCAUUCACCCACGAUGAGAAACGAAUAGCUGGGUGCCUGCUGCAGUGCGUUUACCGGAAAGUGAAAGCCGUCGACGGCUAUGGAUUUCCGACAUUAGAAGGUUUAGUAGGACUGUACUCGGAUGGCGUUAACGAGCGCGGUUAUUUCAUGGCUGUGCUGGAGGCUUCUAGAGAAUGUCUUAUGAGGAACCAUGACAAGUUUUCUAGAAGUGUACCUAUGGAUAAUGGAAGAAACUGUGACGUCUCGUUCGACAUCUUCGAGUGCAUCUCAGACCGUAUCGGCGAGUACUGCGGGAACUCCGGCCUUUGAUGUAUUUAAUAUAGCCUCUACACUACUCUACAUUUAUUUUACUUAUUCACUCUUGUAACACUCGUGUCUUUUUUAUGUGAAAAUUGUAUCAAAUAAUUAUUUCACACAAUCGUAAUGUUUCAAAUUGAACGAAUCAAUCAAAAUAUAUUUUCUGUAAU
This is a messenger RNA of Melitaea cinxia (Glanville fritillary), 900 nucleotides long. It is a transcript of the gene Obp73a, whose product is annotated as general odorant-binding protein 70. Lineage: Eukaryota; Metazoa; Arthropoda; Insecta; Lepidoptera; Nymphalidae. Gene Ontology annotation, molecular function: odorant binding. The record is from RefSeq and is a predicted model, not a curated record. The transcript is spliced from 6 exons. The coding region runs from base 191 to 742 and encodes 183 amino acids.